Kogia breviceps (pygmy sperm whale) is the source of this 5698-nucleotide messenger RNA. The record is from RefSeq and is a predicted model, not a curated record. Lineage: Eukaryota; Metazoa; Chordata; Mammalia; Artiodactyla; Physeteridae.
CCUCCAGCCCUCUGAGCGCCUGGGGCAGAUGCCGCCGCCGUACACCUGGGCCUGGCGCCCUCCGCACGGGCUUUCGGGUCUAAGUUGCCUUGUCUCUCCUCUGUGCUUUUGCUGCUGAGUCCCAGCGGGACGUUUGCUGAGGGUUUCUGUGCUGAUUAGGGAGCCGGGGCAGCAGAGCUGCAGCGUUCAACAGGGACUCAUCAUUGAAAGAGUGUUUGUGCUUCUGAUUGGUUUGUUUAAAGACAGGUGCAGGUAGGAAGUAGGGGCGAGUUUAAGGAGUAGUUUUACUGAUAUGACAAUCUGGGGCUUUGACAGAGAGACUGGAGCAGCUCACUAGCUUGGUUAAGUCGCAGGAGAGGAGCCAAGAAGGACCGUUAUUAAUCAGGGAGCUCAGGGUGGCUUUGCUUGGAAUGGUGCCAAGACCACAGUUAAAUUGUUGCACUCAGCUAGGCCUGGAGAAAUUGGGGCAGUCUCUCUGACCAAGCUGGGCUUCCUGGGGGCUGGUGCCAUCUGCUGUCUCCACUCACCCAGGAACACUGGAGAGGAGGAAGGGAGGGCUCUGAGAACCAGCAUGGAGCUGAGUGUGCCUGGAUUGUCAUGCUCCUGUUUGUACCCUUAGGGCCUGGUGCCACUCCCAGGGCCAGGGCAUAGGCUUACUGUAAAGGCCUCAGAAAUUAACUAAUUCUUUCUGUAACCCGGUGAUUUCUGCUGGAGUCCAGGACCAAAUUAUUGGCUACCUUUUCAAGCUUCUGCAUGGGCUCAUACUAGCCUUCAUCCAUCUCAGCUCCAGAACUGGUGAUCCCCUCAUUUAGCUAUUCAUUCAACAGAUUAUUUAUUCAUUGGCCAGAACAACACUACAUGCCAGGUACUGGGGAUACAGAGGUGGGUAGGCUCUGGUGUCUGCACUGCACAGCUCCCAGUCUAAUGGGAGGAGACAGAGAACUUCCAGUGUGGUGAAUGCCAUGGUGGAGGUGAGGAUGAAAUGCUGUGGAAACAGCUCUCCAUGGGAGAGACAAAGAAACAUAACAGGAGUGACAUUCGAGCCAUGUUUUGAAGAAUGAGUAGGAGCUCACUAAUCAGGGAGGAUGGAAGGCAUUCUAAAUAGAGAUCAUCUUGCAGGAAUGAGAGGUUGUAACAUUCAGGGACUGGCAAGUUGCCCUGAUUAGACAGAAAUACAGCUGUAACUGGUGAAAAGAAGAAUCUAGAAAGGAGGACUAAGGCAACACAGUUCAAGAAGCACCUUGAAUAUCAUCAUAAGGAAUUUGGAUAUUAUCCUGAAAUGUGACAGCAUGGGGGUGGACUUUGAUGUGAAGACUUUCUGCCACAACUUGCGGGCAACUAAGCCACCGUAUGAGUGCCCCGUGGAGACCUGCCGCAAGGUCUACAAGAGUUACAGUGGUAUUGAGUACCACCUGUACCACUAUGACCAUGACAACCCACCGCCCCCACAGCAGACUCCACUCCGAAAGCACAAGAAGAAGGGGCGCCAGUCACGCCCAGCCAACAAGCAGUCGCCCACCCCCUCAGAGGUAUCCCAGUCACCCAGCCGUGAGGUGAUGAGUUACGCACAGGCCCAGCGCAUGGUGGAGGUGGACCUGCACGGCCGCGUCCACCGCAUCAGCAUCUUUGACAACCUGGAUGUGGUGUCAGAAGAUGAGGAGGCCCCUGAGGAGGCCCCUGAGAAUGGCAGCAAUAAGGAGAACACUGAGACACCGGCUGCUACUCCCAAGUCAGGCAAGCAUAAGAACAAGGAGAAGCGCAAGGACUCCAAUCAUCACCAUCACCACAAUGCUUCUGCAAGCACCACUCCCAAGCUGCCAGAGGUGGUAUACCGGGAGUUGGAGCAGGAUACCCCUGAUGCCCCGCCCCGGCCAACUUCCUAUUACCGGUACAUCGAGAAGUCGGCGGAAGAGCUGGAUGAGGAAGUAGAGUAUGACAUGGAUGAGGAGGACUACAUCUGGCUGGAUAUCAUGAACGAGCGGCGGAAGACGGAGGGUGUGAGUCCCAUUCCGCAGGAAAUCUUUGAGUACUUAAUGGACCGGCUGGAGAAAGAGUCCUACUUUGAGAGCCACAAUAAAGGCGACCCCAGUGCGCUAGUGGAUGAGGAUGCUGUGUGCUGUAUCUGCAAUGAUGGUGAGUGCCAGAACAGCAAUGUCAUCCUCUUCUGUGACAUGUGCAACCUGGCUGUGCACCAGGAGUGCUACGGUGUCCCCUACAUCCCUGAGGGCCAGUGGCUGUGCCGCCGCUGCCUACAGUCACCCUCCCGUGCUGUGGACUGCGCCCUGUGCCCCAACAAGGGUGGUGCCUUCAAGCAGACAGAUGACGGGCGCUGGGCCCAUGUGGUGUGUGCCCUGUGGAUCCCUGAGGUCUGCUUCGCCAACACGGUCUUCCUGGAGCCUAUCGACAGCAUCGAGCACAUCCCGCCAGCUCGCUGGAAGCUGACCUGCUACAUUUGCAAACAGCGGGGCUCAGGGGCCUGCAUCCAGUGCCACAAGGCCAACUGCUACACAGCCUUCCAUGUGACAUGUGCACAGCAGGCCGGCCUUUACAUGAAGAUGGAGCCUGUGCGGGAGACGGGUGCCAAUGGCACUUCCUUCAGCGUCCGCAAGACUGCCUACUGCGACAUCCAUACACCUCCAGGUUCAGCACGCCGCCUGCCUGCCCUGUCCCACAGCGAGGGUGAGGAGGAGGAGGAGGAGGAAGAGGAGGAGGGUAAGAGUUGGAGCUCAGAGAAGGUCAAGAAGGCCAAGGCCAAGUCCCGGAUCAAGAUGAAGAAGGCGCGGAAGAUUUUGGCAGAGAAACGGGCGGCGGCACCUGUGGUGUCUGUGCCCUGCAUCCCACCACACAGGCUCAGUAAAAUCACCAACCGCCUGACCAUCCAAAGGAAGAGCCAGUUCAUGCAGAGGCUGCACAGCUACUGGACACUAAAGAGGCAGUCACGGAAUGGGGUUCCACUGCUGCGUCGCCUGCAGACACACCUGCAGUCUCAGAGGAACUGUGACCAAGUUGGGAGAGAUUCUGAGGACAAGAACUGGGCCCUCAAAGAACAGCUCAAGUCCUGGCAGCGGCUUCGGCACGACCUGGAGCGAGCCCGGCUGCUGGUGGAGCUGAUCCGCAAGCGGGAGAAACUCAAAAGGGAGACGAUCAAGGUCCAGCAGAUUGCCAUGGAGAUGCAGCUGACCCCUUUCCUCAUCCUCCUUCGAAAAACCCUGGAACAGCUCCAAGAGAAGGACACAGGCAACAUCUUCAGCGAGCCGGUCCCUCUGUCUGAGGUACCUGACUACCUAGACCACAUCAAAAAGCCUAUGGACUUUUUCACCAUGAAGCAGAACUUGGAGGCUUACCGCUACCUGAACUUUGAUGAUUUUGAAGAGGACUUCAACCUCAUCGUCAGCAACUGCCUCAAGUAUAAUGCCAAGGAUACCAUCUUCUACCGGGCAGCAGUGCGGCUCCGUGAGCAGGGUGGUGCUGUGCUCCGCCAGGCCCGGCGCCAGGCAGAAAAAAUGGGCAUUGACUUUGAGACGGGCAUGCAUAUCCCCCACAGCCUGGCUGGAGACGAGGCCUCACACCACACCGAAGAUGCAGAGGAAGAGCGGCUGGUCCUGCUGGAGAACCAGAAGCACUUGCCAGUGGAAGAGCAGCUGAAGCUGUUGCUCGAGCGGCUGGAUGAGGUGAAUGCCAGUAAGCAGAGCGUGGGCCGCUCACGGCGUGCAAAGAUGAUCAAGAAAGAGAUGACGGCACUGCGUCGCAAGCUUGCCAACCAGCGGGAAACUGGACGGGAUGGGCCUGAGCGGCAUGGCCCCUCCAGCCGGGGCAGCCUGACACCCCACCCGGCAGCCUGUGACAAGGACGGGCAGACCGACAGUGCCGCCGAGGAGAGCAGCAGCCAGGAGACAAGCAAAGGCCUGGGUCCCAACAUGUCCUCAACCCCCGCACAUGAGGUGGGCAGGAGAACCUCAGUUCUGUUCUCCAAAAAGAACCCGAAGACAGCUGGACCGCCCAAGAGGCCGGGCCGGCCCCCAAAAAACCGGGAGAGCCAGAUGACCCCCAGCCACGGAGGCAGUCCUGUGGGGCCCCCCCAGCUCCCCAUCAUGGGCUCCCUGCGUCAGCGCAAGCGGGGUAGGAGCCCUCGGCCCAGUUCGAGUUCAGACAGCGACAGUGAUAAAUCCACAGAAGACCCCCCAAUGGACUUACCAGCCAACGGCUUCAGCGGUGGAAACCAGCCAGUAAAGAAGAGUUUCUUGGUGUAUCGUAAUGACUGCAGCCUUCCUCGGAGCAGCUCGGACUCUGAGUCCAGCAGCAGUAGCAGCAGCAGCGCUGCCUCAGACCGGACCAGCACAACACCUUCAAAACAAGGCCGGGGCAAGCCCUCCUUCUCUCGGGGCACGUUCCCAGAGGACAGCAGUGAAGAUACCUCAGGCACUGAGAACGAGGCCUACUCCGUGGGCACUGGCCGCGGCGUGGGCCACAGCAGUAAGUACGCCCACCCAAAGCCAGGGGUUCUGGGGGCCCAGUGUCAAGGCCUUGCCAGACCCCGGACUGCUGAUCCACCCCCUCUCUCCCAUUCCUGUGAAGUGGUAAGGAAGAGUCUGGGCCGGGGAGCUGGCUGGCUGUCAGAGGAUGAGGACUCCCCACUGGAUGCUCUGGACCUGGUGUGGGCCAAAUGCCGAGGGUAUCCAUCAUACCCAGCUCUGAUCAUUGAUCCAAAGAUGCCCCGGGAAGGUAUGUUCCACCAUGGGGUUCCCAUCCCUGUGCCCCCACUGGAGGUGUUGAAACUUGGGGAACAGAUGACCCAGGAAGCCCGAGAGCAUCUCUACCUCGUCCUCUUCUUUGACAACAAGCGAACCUGGCAGUGGCUGCCCAGGACUAAGCUGGUUCCUCUGGGCGUGAACCAGGACCUUGACAAGGAGAAGAUGCUGGAGGGCCGGAAAUCCAACAUCCGCAAGUCAGUACAGAUCGCCUACCACAGGGCUCUGCAGCACCGCAGCAAGGUGCAGGGCGAGCAGAGCAGUGAGACCAGCGAUAGUGACUGAUACUGUCCAGCACAACCCAACCUACAGUGCCCUGCCACCUCUCUCCUCCCCUUUGCUCACUGUCCUGGAGUGGCACCGGCCUCUGCACUGACUCAUUCCUGGUCUUGGGGCCAGUCUCAGGGGAAGCUGGGUGGGGGAGGUCCCUCCCGCCCUGAGUGCAGCUGGACUGUACAGAACACUCCAAGGGCCCAUGGGGGCUCCGCGCAAUGAGAGGGGAGGUCCCACAGGCCAGAAAGCUCCAGAGACCUCACGGCAUUGUAGCGCAAGUUGGUGGGCCAAGGUUAGGACGCUGCGUAAAACAGGCCAUCCAACCACCUCUGCCUACUCAUGCCAGGAGAACCCCUAACUGCCUAGUGGCCUGAGGCCCCUGAGGUGGUGAGGUGAGCUGGCAUCUGCACAGCCUAGCAGUGAGAUUGAUGUCUGUCCAGCCCGGAAGAGGGGCACUAGGUGACCCCCUCCCCUGCUGUUGUAAAUACUGUAAAUAGUGGAGAAUUUAAAUUAUUCUCAUUUGUAACUGCGUUUCCGGGUCGCGCCAGAGUCAUUUGGUACUAAAAAAAAGACUGGGGCCUGUCCCCACUUCCCUUCUUCCCAUAGAUUCCCCAGCCUUUCAAACUGGUUUGUAUUUAUUUCAAAGGAAGAAAAUAUAUUGAUUCUUAGAAAAUAAA